UACCUGAGCUGAGUCAAAGCGCAUAACAGACGUGUAUACUGCGUCCUCAAGGACGUACCUACGUCAGCUUGGCCGUGUAUGCAAUAGAAUAUGCAUUCUAUCCGGCAUUAUGGUUCCUUCAUGCGCCCCAAAAAAGGGUAUAUUCGGUGGCCAGUGGCAAUCUCCACACCGCAGGAUGCACUCUGGGCCGCGAAACCGGAUUGGCCUUGCUACUUCGGGCAUGUGACCCUCGGGAUACAAUGUGGCAGCUGGCCGGAAUGGGAGAUCCAAGACGGGAUGAUUGGAGAUGUCACUUGGACAGUGAUGUGACACGCCCGGUCUAUACUAAGACCACCGACCCAGAGGGAUGGCACCUGACGGUGACCAAAGACUUGGGGCGCCUGAGGUGGACCUAUGUUGAGGACAAGGAAGAGCGCAAGAGCCGGCCUCAAGAUGCGACGACAAAAUUCUUCCUCGAUCUACCAUCGGACAUUCCCGACUCGGGCCCCCCCAAGACAGCCUCCGAUGUCAUCUACAAGGGAACCCGAUUCCAAGCGAACACUCAGGUGCGUGACCUGGGCUGCUGGGCCGCCGACCUCAGCUGUAUCUUCUUCGUGACCCCGAUGAUGGUCAUCGCCUGGUAUAUCACCGGCGCCGAAAUCGACGAAGCCUACAUCAUCGAAUUGGUCCGCUACAUGUUCGGAUGCCAAAGCGCCGACGGCGGCUGGCCGACGUAUCUCGGGGAGGACGCCUCGUUAAUGGGCACUACAUUAGUCUACAUUGCUCUGCGACUCAUGGGAGUCCCUGCCGAGCAUGAGAAUCUUCGCAAGGCUCGAUCAUACUAUCUCCGUGCCGGAGGAGCGAUCUAUAUGCCGGCGUGGGCCAAAUUCUGGCUUGCGCUCCUGGGACUAUACGACUGGGAUGGAACGGACCCUUACCCCGUGGAGAUGUGGCUCCUACCGCACUGGUUCCCCGUCAGCCCAUGGCGGUGGUUCGUGAUUCCACGACAGGUCUAUCUAGCAAUGUGCUAUCUCUCGUCCCGACGAUUCACAGUUCCCACCAAUGAUCUCCUGGAUGAAAUCCGAGCGGAGCUGUUCCCUGAAAAGUUCUCCUCCGUGGAUUUCGCCAAAUACGAAGGAGUCGUGCGCCCGUCCAAGCGCCACCAGGGAAAGAGCUGGGUCAUGAAGACCCUGAACUGGAGCCUUACCAACAUCUGGACCCCGUGGAUCUGCCCCACGAAGCUGAAGAAAGACGGGGAGAAACGAGCCUGGGAGCUUCUCCAGGAAUCAGAAAAGGCCAGUACUUCGACUGGGAUUGUCAGUCUGGAUGCUUGGUUGAAUAUGAUUGCCUUCCACUGCGCUGAGGGGCCCGGCUCCCCGGCUGUCAAGCGUAUGCAGGAAGCCAGUCUGGAGUAUCUGUGGCUGGGUUCGAAGGGGAUGCAGUCUCAGAGUAUUCACGGGGGCCAUGCGUGGGAUACGUCAUUUGCGCUGCAGACGCUCGUGUAUACGGGUAUGGCUAAUACCCCCGAGUUCCGGGAUAACGCCGCGCAGGCCUAUAAUUUCCUGGUGGACCAACAGCUGGUGGAAGAGUGGAAUGAUUGCUCCGUUUGUCAUCGUCCAAGUAGACUCGGUGCCUGGUCCUUCACCACCCGUUACCACGGCCACCCCUGUUCUGAUUGCACGGCCGAAUCAAUGAAGGCAAUCCUCCUGGUCGAAAGGGAGACGAGUAUUCGACGGAUCAGUGAGGUGAACCUUCUUCUGGGAGUCGACAAUCUCCUCCUGAUUCAGAACGCGAGUGGCGGCUACAGCAGCUUCGAGCCCAUCCGCGCUGGCAGCUGGUUGGAGCUCCUCAACGGAACUGAGAUGUUCGGCCGGGUGAUGACAGAGCACGACUACGUGGAGUGUACCUCGUCGUGCAUCACGGCGUUGGCGCUGUUCAGGGAACGAAACAACAAAUAUCGCGCCCAUGAUGUAAACACCGCUAUCGAGCGGGGGGUAAAAUUCAUCGAGCAAAGUCAGCGGACUGAUGGUAGUUGGAUGGCGUCGUGGGGGGUUACGUUCACCUAUGGGGCUUUCUUCGCCAUGGAGGCCUUGCACUGUGGUGGACGGACGUAUGAGAACUCUGCUGUGGUUAGAGCGGGUUGUCGCUGGCUUCUUGACAUGCAGGAGGCGGAUGGGGGGUGGGGGGAGACAAUAGAAUCCCAGCUGGUCGGUGCAUAUGUACGAGCGCCGAGGUCACACACAGUCCAGACAGCUUGGUGUUGCCUCGCGUUGAUGUACGCCGGCUAUCCGGAUCCGGAGCCGAUCAAGCGAGGACUCCAUCUCAUCGUGAGUCGACAGAAACCCAACGGUGAAUGGGAACAGGAGUAUGCCGUCGGCGGUGGAAUUCUUACAUGUCACAUUCAAUAUUGCUACUACAUUUACUCCUUUCCGAUCCGGGCACUUGCGAUGUACGAACAGAUACAUGGGGUGGGCAGCUUGUCGUUGUAGAGAGAGAACGAGGGGUAAGGUUAAGGAUGUCUUGUGGAUCUCGCCUGUUGAAAUCAAAAUCAAGAUUCGUUUGAAGUUAUGCCGGCAAAGCCAGCCGUGAUGUAUGCGCGGGAUGCGAGCGAUGAAGGAAUCUCAGGGGGUGUCUAGGGCUAUACUUUGU
Aspergillus heteromorphus CBS 117.55 is the source of this 2628-nucleotide messenger RNA. Its product is annotated as lanosterol synthase. NCBI's taxonomy places the organism in Eukaryota, Fungi, Ascomycota, Eurotiomycetes, Eurotiales, Aspergillaceae. The transcript has 6 exons. Gene Ontology annotation, biological process: ergosterol biosynthetic process; triterpenoid biosynthetic process. Gene Ontology annotation, molecular function: lanosterol synthase activity. Gene Ontology annotation, cellular component: lipid droplet. The record is from RefSeq and is a predicted model, not a curated record. Bases 240 to 2468 code for a protein of 742 amino acids.